UCUCCGGCUGACGUCAUACUGCUCGGCUCGCUACACUGUCACAAAAGCGAGCUGGGCAGACAGAGAUCCGAGCCCCAGGUUGUCCAGUCAUCUGUGCUUGAGACGGGCGUUAAACCGGACUGAUCCCUCACAAUAAUGCCUUCCGACAGACCUUUCAAACAAAGGAGGACGUUUGCCGACCGCUGCAAAGAGGUACAGCAGAUCCGAGAGCAGCAUCCCAACAAAAUUCCGGUGAUCAUCGAGAGGUACAAGGGGGAGAAGCAGUUGCCCGUCUUGGACAAAACUAAAUUCCUGGUGCCCGAUCAUGUCAAUAUGAGCGAGCUGGUGAAGAUCAUCCGGCGCCGCCUCCAGCUCAACCCCACACAGGCCUUCUUCCUCCUGGUGAACCAGCACAGCAUGGUCAGCGUCUCCACGCCCAUCGCGGAGAUCUACGAGCAGGAGAAGGACGAGGAUGGCUUCCUCUACAUGGUGUAUGCCUCGCAGGAGACCUUCGGCUGCUAGACGGGGGUGGGGGAGCUGGAGAGAGAGGAGAGAGAGAGAAGAGAGUGGCCUGGCCCAGACCAGGAGUGGGAGGGAGAGUGAACUCCAGCAGAAUGACUGCAUUCCACCACACGAAGCGUUUACUCCUCUCUCUCGUUCUCUCCUUCAGUGUCGGGCGCAGGGCUCUCUCCUGAUCCCCAGUAAACCCUACACGCAGCAGCUGUCUGUUCGUGCACGUGUGGUUAAAUACUCCUGCGAUCUUUUCUGGUUUGUUUUCUAUGCAUCCUGCCCUUUUCUCCACGUCACAUCACAUGGUUCUGUAGCGGGUACAUCGCGUUGUCCCCUUCCUUGAGGUUUAACCUUCCCCUUUUCAUCUUGGGGCAAUGCAAGCUUUGUACGCUGUUGCCAAAAAACAAAAGCUCCCAGGCCUUUUGUAGUGCAUACACUUGCUUGGCUAAAGCCAGGGCCUUGUGUUUAAGGCAGAAGAAGAUUUCACUGAUUUCAGGCAGAGAUCUCGAGCCUCAGGUUGUUUCUCAAACCGAUCGACGUCAUGGCUAGCUCUUCUUCUUGCAGACUGUUUUCAUUUCUUUUCUGAAAGCGGCAUGAAAAGAAAAAUCUGCAUGUUGUCCUGGAUGUUCUCUCCAGCAGGGUGAGACUUGGUUCGUGGCCCCUGCAGCCCUCACUGCCACCCCUCUUGAAGCUGUGUCCCAUAGCUACUGGAAAAAUCUAGAUGGACUGGCUUAAAAUAACAAAUGAGGGAGAAACCACAAAGCUGGUAGACACGAGCCCCAAAAUCAAUACAGCAACAUACAGCAAAGACAUAAAUUCUUUAGCACAGCUGAGGUUUGCAUUAGAACUGCCAGAAGAAGGCCAAGCACUUCUUACUGUUUUUCUUGUGGGCUAACCUUUCUUCUGUGGUUUGAAUAUAGAAUACCUUGAAUGCUGGAUAGUGGAUGUAAUGACAGGCUAAUAAUGGCUUAAUAUUAAGAAUUACCCUCACAAACAGCCAUGUAUGUGGGCAUAUAAGGGCUCAUGUGGUGACCUGAAGAAAGCUCAACAACAAACAUUUUUUUGUUUCCCAUGUGGGAUGAACCCCUAUUUCUUCCUGUACAUGUGUAGGUCUACACACUGUGAUAUAGAUAUAGAACUUGUGCUUGAAAACUCACGUCAAGUGGUUCACCACAGUGCAUUAAAGGGGCUGUGCUCAUAGGUUUUAGGUCGUUCUCCUGUGUCACAUCUCCAUACAGCUCUCUCAUCUCUCCUCUUCCCGGCUGAGGUGAACAUCUGUCCUGUGUUACCCCACAUGCUGCUUGCUGCUGCCCCCUCUCAUGUUCAAGUGCAAUGAUCUUUCUUUUUACUGCAGGGUGGGGAUCGGAGGGGGUCGCAGUAUUGAACUGACGUAGCUCAUCCAUCUUGAGAUCGGCAUUUUUUAGCGUAGGAAUAAAUAAGCUUAUUUGCACUUUAAACAACAUUUCAAAAGUAGACAACCUAGGAAUUGAGUACUGUUCAAUUGUGUAUAUACUAUAUAUGAGUUCUGUAUAAUCGGAUCUCCUCUAGAACACUAUGUAUGUGUAUGGUUUUUGGCGUUUUCAGAUUUUUUGAAUGAGAGGGUUUUCAAUGCUGUCUAUAACUUGCACGUUGUUUUUUUGGCUUAAAUGCUUGUUCGCACUGUUCCAACAUUUCUUUAAAAAAAAAGUGUUUUUAGAUCCAUUUCGUCUGUCAGGUUCCAAACCAGAAAAAAACAACACAAUUUUCCCUGUAUUUCUAUGUAAGACAGACAAUGGGAAUGGGUGGUCUGGAAAUUGUGCGUGUAUAAACCAUAUAUAAAGUCAAGUUAUAAAGUCCA
Messenger RNA from Lepisosteus oculatus (spotted gar), 2326 nucleotides. It is a transcript of the gene map1lc3a, whose product is annotated as microtubule-associated protein 1 light chain 3 alpha. Gene Ontology annotation, molecular function: microtubule binding; ubiquitin protein ligase binding. Gene Ontology annotation, cellular component: autophagosome membrane; cytosol; autophagosome. The record is from RefSeq and is a predicted model, not a curated record. Lineage: Eukaryota; Metazoa; Chordata; Actinopteri; Semionotiformes; Lepisosteidae. Gene Ontology annotation, biological process: macroautophagy; autophagy of mitochondrion; autophagosome assembly.